CCGCUUCGUUGUAGUGGGGGGGGGACUCCUUACUGUGUUGCAGUACAACAGGAAGUUGUUGGUACAUUUGCUGCCUCGCUGAGGUGGAUGAAUGGAUGGAGGCUCUGCUGAUGGAUGCUCUGCUGAUGGAGGAGCUGUGUCUUCGCUCACGUCUGUCCAAGAUGCCGUGAGCCCUUCAGGCUCGUAACUAAACUGCCGCCGCUGCUGAUACUUAAAGAUUUCUCUCCUCCGCUGCUCCAGGGUACCAUGGCAACGAGGAUGAAGCUGAAGCUGAAGACCGUGUUCGUGCUCUACUUCAUGGUCUCCCUCCUGGGCCUCAUCUAUGCACUGAUGCAGCUCGGUCAGCGCUGCGACUGCACCGAACACGACAUCCCGAAAGACCGUACCAUAUCUCGGCUGCGGGGGGAGCUGCACCGUCUUCAGGAGCAGAUAAGGAAGUCGGAGGCGACCAAGCAACCCCAGAAACCGCCGGCCAGGCAGCCCACCGUCUUUGUCAUCACCCCGACAUACGCGAGGCUGGUGCAGAAGGCCGAGCUGACUCGUCUGUCCCAGACCUUCCUCCAUGUUCCUCAGCUCCACUGGAUCGUGGUGGAGGACUCGCCGCACAAGACGCCACUGGUGACUGAUCUCCUGGUGAAGAGUGGCGUGACCUACACACACCUACACAUGCCCACCGCCAAGGACCGUAAACUGCAGGAGGGUGACCCCAGCUGGCUGAAGCCCCGUGGCGUCGAGCAGAGGAAUGAGGGUCUACGGUGGCUCAGAGAGGACAGAAGGGCUCAACCGGGAGGAGACAACCAGCAGGGAGUGGUUUACUUCGCUGAUGACGAUAACACAUACAGCCUGCAGAUAUUUGAAGAGAUGAGGAGUACCCAGCGAGUAUCAGUGUGGCCGGUGGGGCUGGUUGGAGGGAUGAAAUACGAGAGGCCCGUGGUUGAAGGAGGAAAGGUGGUUCGCUUUCAUACCGGCUGGCGCCCCAGCCGUCCCUUCCCGAUGGACAUGGCCGGCUUCGCCGUGUCCCUAAAACUGGUCCUGUCCAAUCCAGAGGCUUGUUUUGAUGGCGAGGCACCAAUGGGCUUCCUGGAAAGCAGCUUCCUUCAGGGAUUGGUUACCAUGGACGAACUGGAGCCCAAAGCGGACAACUGCUCUAAAGUGCUGGUGUGGCACACACGGACAGAGAAACCGAAGAUGAAGAGAGAGGAGGCUCUGCACGCUCAGGGACUGGGUUCAGACCCUGCGGUGGAGGUCUGAGGGACACACACACACACACGCACAAUCACACACACACACACAUACACACUGUAAAGCGUACUCUGCUGUUUAAUGCUGCAUAAUGUAACUCUGCGUUGUAAAUACUGUAAAACAGAAAAACAUCAGUUCGAGGUGACAUUUAAACUCAGCUGGUUACGAUGUCUGCUCUUUUCGUGUCAGGUAGUAAACGUACGUGUGUGUAUAUAUUGAGUGAGUGUUAAAGCUGUGCUGCCUGUAUGUUCAUGUACGUAUCAGGGUUUUUUUUUUCGUUACAGUUAGUUGACUUUAUCCAGCAGCGCAGUGGAUGAAACUCUGGAGUUUAAACAGUCGCCUGAUGGGGGCGCCAGUUUUUAACCUUGCAGGGCCGUGCUGUUACACCACAAUACACUCGCAGCUGGAGGAGCGAUGCAGACGUAUCUGUAGGGUGAACUCCUUCCUCUGCAGUGUAACUCAUUCCUGACAGUGGCUCUGGCUCUUGUUUCCUCUGCUGAUCUGUAAUCGGCAUCUUUGACUGAUUUCUAAGAUACAGUUGCGACAGAGCACUUUGUUCAUGCAUGGCUUCUAUUUUUGCGUGGCUAGUGUCCAUGUGAUUGUAUUCAACCAUGUUUCUUUUAAAAAAAUCAUAAUCACAGCACGAUAAAAAGCUCUAUACAACCUGUCUAAUCCAAAUGUCUGCGUUUGCUAUCAAGUUAAUAGUAUUGUGAAGCAAAGGUAGUGCAAAUGCGCAUUUCUUGACAGUAAGCACUUCAUAACAUGAACAAAAGACACAAAACACACUCAUUUAUUUAAAGAAAUACGCCACAAUAGCCGUCACCUCGUAUUUAUUAUGCUCUCAAACACCUGUGUCACAAACACAUGGUGCAACUUAGCAACACUGUUCUGCAACAUAGACAUAACAUACAGAGGAAGGUUUCACACCCAGUGUAGCUUUAGUGUUAAAGCUCAGAGCUCACUAUUAGUGUUAAUAGUGUCAUAGCACAACAAGUAGUUCCAACCAGCUGUUUUUAGUGAUUUUUUGUUUUUAACAACUUGUGGAAUCCAUUUAUAGGCCAUUUGUUCUUCUUAUGCAAAAGCACGCCGUCCAUGUUACAUUUCCACACUCUGACACAAGAAAAAGACUUGAAUUUGCCUUUUUAAUAGGCAGGAAAUCCCUGGUACUUUUACAGUAGCAGUAUAGAGUGUAUUUGAAUGAAUAUGAAUUGAAUUACUCAAGCUGCGUUUGAUUAUCUUCCCUCAGAAGUUGGAAGAACAAAGAGCGAAACAACACGCAUCGAGCGAGUGCUCCUCGGCUACUGCUGUAUGAUACUGUAAAAACAAGCUAGUGCCUGCUUAAGUGUAAUUUAGUGCCUGUAAGUUGAUUCUCCAACGGUGUAUAAUGUAUUUAUUACUGUAAUAUCGUUCUUUUCAUUGUACCAUGUGAUGAUGUCUGUUCUCUGGCCUUGAAAAUAAACCUACAUGAUGUAAAACAUG
Messenger RNA from Larimichthys crocea (large yellow croaker), 2721 nucleotides. RefSeq names its product beta-1,3-glucuronyltransferase 3 (glucuronosyltransferase I) (gene b3gat3). Bases 247 to 1251 code for a protein of 334 amino acids. Gene Ontology annotation, molecular function: galactosylgalactosylxylosylprotein 3-beta-glucuronosyltransferase activity. Lineage: Eukaryota; Metazoa; Chordata; Actinopteri; Sciaenidae. The transcript has 8 exons. Gene Ontology annotation, biological process: chondroitin sulfate proteoglycan biosynthetic process; carbohydrate metabolic process. The record is from RefSeq and is a predicted model, not a curated record. Gene Ontology annotation, cellular component: Golgi membrane.